AUGUCUGCGCCGUCCGCUAGUUUCGCGCUUGCGAUAUCAUAUCACAAAACAUACCCGGUCCCCACUCGGUCGAUCAUUGACCCCGCAGAUUUCGUGGGAUCCGAACGCAGGUUCAUAAAGCUGAAUUUGAUUUUGUUGCAAAACACCCGCAACGGACGACGGAAGCUCAAGCUUCCGGAAGAUAUCGUGAUUUCUCAUACAAGCUGUGUGGGGACCGAGUAUGUACUAUACUGUGAUGUCCCUAGCGCGAAACUAGCAGAGGGCACAGAUAUGAGAAUCCUGACGUCAUCGGCAUGUUGUUGUGUCGAUCAGUCGGAGUUCAAUACUGAUGCUCCUCUCGGCUUCCCACCUGUAGCCGCGUGA
This is a messenger RNA of Dicrocoelium dendriticum, 363 nucleotides long. Lineage: Eukaryota; Metazoa; Platyhelminthes; Trematoda; Plagiorchiida; Dicrocoeliidae. The record is from the annotation of a GenBank genome assembly.